Messenger RNA from Macrobrachium nipponense, 2791 nucleotides. It is a transcript of the gene Art7, whose product is annotated as protein arginine N-methyltransferase 7-like. The record is from RefSeq and is a predicted model, not a curated record. Gene Ontology annotation, biological process: peptidyl-arginine methylation. Lineage: Eukaryota; Metazoa; Arthropoda; Malacostraca; Decapoda; Palaemonidae. The coding region runs from base 236 to 2326 and encodes 696 amino acids. Gene Ontology annotation, molecular function: protein-arginine N-methyltransferase activity. The transcript has 14 exons.
AAGCAACCCUAAGCUUUCCCUGAAUGCCGGGUCCUGACCAAACCAGACACUAGACCUCUAUCUCAGUUAGAGCGUCGUGUCCUGACCUGGCCGAUGGUUGGGUGGGACUUGGCCCCCCUAGACCACCAAGUAACACGAAUUAAGCGUCUGUUCGGAGGUAGCUUAGUGUUGAGAUCCUGAUUCCGUAGUUCUGCUCUUGGUUUACCGGUGUGGGAGAUUGCUUCAGUAUAAAAGAAUGAGUGUCUUCACAUCCCAGCUGAAUCCCAUCACUGGGAAGAUGGAAUGGGAACUUCAGCCAGAAAAUUAUGAUUUUCAGCAGGAAGUUGCAAGGUCUGCAUAUGCUGACAUGCUCCACGAUCAAGAAAGAAAUGAUAAAUAUUAUGAAGGACUGAGGCGUUCAAUAGCGGAUUUACGGAGACGAGGACAGGAAGUUCAUGUUUUAGAUAUAGGAACUGGAACUGGUCUUUUGUCUAUGAUGGCUGUUUCUUGUGGAGCAGACACUGUGACUGCUUGUGAAGCCUUUUACCCAAUGGCUGAAUGUGCGAGAAAGGGAAUCAUUGCAAAUGGGUUUGCUGGUAAGGUACAUCUGGUUCCAAAACGCUCAACUGAACUUGAAGUUGGCCCAGGAAAGGACAUGGAAAGAAAGGCUAAUCUCUUGGUUGCUGAAGUAUUUGAUACAGAACUCAUAGGAGAAGGAGCUAUUGAAACUUACCGCCAUGCCCGUGAUUUUUUGUUAACUGAGGAUGCCCUGCUUGUUCCAUCAGAAGGCACUGUUUAUGCCCAAGUUGUGCAGUCUAGCAUGUUGCAAAGGUGGAAUCGUCUUCAAGAAGUUACAAGGAUUAAACCAGGAAGUAAUGAAAGAGAGGUUUUGGUAACUGUGCCCAAUUCAGUGCUGGAAUGUCCAGGUGCUGCUGCUGUGCAUGAUCUACAAUUAUCGCAGGUUCCUCAGAAAUGGUUUACUCCAAUUUCUAAGCCCCUUCCUGUAUUUUGGUUUGACUGGAGUGGAAGACGAAAAGAUAUACCUUGUGAUGACACAACACACGUAAAUUUCCAACCACUUGUUUCUGGGGAAUGUGAUGCAGUACUCAUGUGGUGGGAUUUACGUAUGGAUCAAGAUGGAGACGUUGUUCUAAGUUGUGCACCAUAUUGGGCUCAUCCGGACACUCUUGGCAGAUUGAAAAGCAGCAGUGAAGAUAUUCCAUGGAGAGAUCACUGGAUGCAAGCUGUUUACUAUCUUCCUCAACCUCAGAAAGUAGAAGCGGAGAAGCCUUUGAUGCUGGUGUCUAUGCAUGAUGAAUAUAGCUUAUGGUUUAACAUUCAGGAGGAUAUAAAUAAAGAGAUCUAUAUGGAUCGUCCUGUUUGUGAAUGCGGUAUUCAUAUUGUGUCGUCUAGAACGCGAAUAGGGCAGCUGAAUGAUCCAAGAAGGUUAAAAACAUACAUUCGUGUUCUAGAGAAACUUAUUACCCCAGACAGUAUUUGUCUUACUCUUGGAGAUUGUUGUCUUAUGGCAAUAGUUGCUGCUAAGUUAGGAGCCCAGCAUGUUUAUAUGACAGAGGGUCCAGGUACUAGAAAAGUCAUAGAGGAUUUCAUUAGCAUCAAUAAGCUCCAGCACAAAAUUACGAUACUUCCAGGAGACAUCAGUGAAGUGACAACUGACCAGCUAAUAGCACCUGUAACAGUGGUGUUCAGUGAACCAUUUUUUACGACAACGUUAUUACCUUGGCAUUCAUUAUAUUGCUGGUACAUGCGAAAUAGUUGCUUACACUUAAUGGCUGAUGGAGCUACCAUUCUACCGUCAUCUGUUUCCAUAUGGGGCUUGCCUGUACAAUUUAGGGAUCUUUGGAAGAUUAGAGCACCUCUUCAUCAUGUUAAUGGCUUUAACAUGAAUAUAUUUGACAAUCUCAUUGAAAAAGCAUGUGAAGAAGCAGAUGACAAAGUUGAACCUCAGCCACUGUGGGAAUACCCUGCCAAAGCCAGGGGACAACCUGUGCUCUUGCUGAAACUUGAUCUCAGCAAAGGUAUUCCAGAAAAUCAUGUUAGUUCAACGGGAUCAGUUGCUUUGCCGGAUGCAGGUAUCAUUAAUGGAGUAGCAUUGUGGGUUGACUGGCACCUAACGACUGAUCCUGAGGACACUUUAACAACUGGUCCUGUUGAACCUGUUGUCCUUCAUGAGAAUAUUAGAUGGGAUGUCUACACACGUCAAGGCAUCUAUCUCUUAAGAGAACCUGUAAAUCCAAAGAAUUCAAUUUCAAGCCAGCUCUUUUACUCAACUACUUUUCAGCCUAGUGAUGGUACUGUUAAGUUUGAUUUUCAAAUCAAAGUGUAGUAGUGUUAUAUGUAGAUAUUUGCAUUAGCCAAAGAUGAUACAAUAUUUUAAAAUUUAUUUUGUUAUACUGUUGAUAUGAAGCAUAAGGCAAAAAUAGCAGUUCCAUUAAUACAUAAGCAAUAUGCUCAUAUCAGUAUAUGCAUUUUGGGGCCUAGCAAGGUGUGCCUAUCAAUGUUAUUGAACUUACAGUAGAAUUAUCCUACCUUUUCUUGGUAGCCUUAAUAUAUUUAAUAUGACUGCAUUUGGAGAUUGUGUAGUGCCAUACUUCCCCAGUGGAGCUAGGCAUAGCUUAUUAAAUAUUUUUAAUUCAUUCAGAUAAUUGUGUACUGUACAGUAUUAUUUUUAUUCUGUGUCAGUUAAUAUUUUUUGUGAAUUUAACAUGUAUUUUAUAAAGUCAAUGUAUAGCAUGUUUACAGUUUUCAGGUGCUGAAGCUUACAGUGAAAUACAUUUGUUAUUUUGAUAAA